GCAGCCGAGCUGAGGCCCCUCAUCCAGUAUGGCCAUAGCAAGCUCACCACGGCAGACGACGACCCUGACGGCCUUGACUCUCGGGCUAGUAGCGCUCCUCUGCGCCGCCGGCCCGUGCUCGGGCGGCGGCGGCGCGUCCGUGCCCAGCGUCGUCACCGAGGCGUUCUUCGACGGCAUCAAGUCCCAGGCCGGGUCCGGGUGCGAGGGCAACAACUUCUACACGCGGGGCGCGUUCCUGAGCGCCGCCAACUCGUUUCCGGGCUUCGCGCACGGCGGCUCGGAGGCCGACGGCAAGCGCGAGGUCGCCGCCUUCUUCGCGCACGCCACGUACGAGACCGGACAUUUCUGCUACAUCAGCGAGAUCAACAGGGCGAACGUCUUCUGCGACGCGAGCAGCAGGCAGUGGCCGUGCGCCCCGGGGAAGAAAUACUACGGGCGCGGCCCGCUGCAGCUGUCGUGGAACUUCAACUACGGGCCGGCGGGGAGGCGCAUCGGCGUCGACCUGCUGGGGGACCCGGACCGGGUGGCGAGGGACCCCGCGGUCUCGUUCAAGGCGGCGCUCUGGUCCUGGAUGAGCAGCGCGCACCAGGCCGUGCCGCGGGGGUUCGGCGCCACCGUCAGGGCCAUCGACGGCGGCCUCGCGUGCGGCGGGGGGAACCCCGCCCAGGUGAACGCGCUGGUGGGUUACUACAAGCAGUACUGCCAGCAGCUCGGCGUCGACCCCGGGAGCAACCUCACCUGCUAGUGCUAGGAGCCGGCCGGUGGGGUGUGCUCGUCGUCGCAGCUCGUGAAGGAUAAAUAACAUGCUCCGCGUCGCGCACUUGCUGGCGCCUGGAGCGACGUGUGCUAGUACUCUUUUUUCUUAAUGUGUGUGCCGUCGUACUUGGAAAACCACCGAUUCCCAACCGGCAGUGAAAAACUACAGUUCCAAUACGCUGCAGUCCUUUACAAAUUCAUUCUACACGUGCUCGUAUCUACUCCUAUAUAUAUAUAUAUAUUUACAAAUGUGUGGCA
This is a messenger RNA of Panicum hallii, 1014 nucleotides long. RefSeq names its product endochitinase B-like. The record is from RefSeq and is a predicted model, not a curated record. The coding region runs from base 29 to 745 and encodes 238 amino acids. The transcript is spliced from 2 exons. Gene Ontology annotation, molecular function: chitinase activity. Lineage: Eukaryota; Viridiplantae; Streptophyta; Magnoliopsida; Poales; Poaceae. Gene Ontology annotation, biological process: cell wall macromolecule catabolic process; carbohydrate metabolic process; chitin catabolic process.